AUGAAUCUUGUUUCUAGAUGGAAAUAUGUGCCGGAACGAAUCGAGCACGACCACUUUAUGAAUUUGCCUGAAGGAUGGACGCGCAUCACUCAUAACAGUGGCAUGCCUGUUUACCUACAUCGGAAGUCUCGCGUCGUAUCACUCUCUAAGCCCUACUUUAUUGGCACUCAAGGAGUACGAGAUCAUCCGAUACCCGUAACGGGAAUUCCUUGUCUUCAUCAGCGAAGAAUUAUGGAAAGAGAUGCAGCGCUUGCCGCUGAAGCUGAACGUCAGAAGAAGGAUGAGAAUGAGGCUCCAGAAGCCACCCUCGAGAACGAGAUCAAGCAGAAGCUGAUAGCUCCAGCUGUAAAAAUCGAGGUCUGUGGUAAAGCACGAAUGCUUAGGGAACGUAAGCUUAGAGGUUCAAUCAUAUGUGCAUGUCACUUUCUAUCUUUCUGAUU
This is a messenger RNA of Cylicostephanus goldi, 440 nucleotides long. NCBI's taxonomy places the organism in Eukaryota, Metazoa, Nematoda, Chromadorea, Rhabditida, Strongylidae. The record is from the annotation of a GenBank genome assembly.